Messenger RNA from Arachis duranensis, 783 nucleotides. RefSeq names its product protein MAIN-LIKE 1-like. Gene Ontology annotation, biological process: meristem development; meristem maintenance. Bases 1 to 783 code for a protein of 260 amino acids. The transcript is spliced from 2 exons. NCBI's taxonomy places the organism in Eukaryota, Viridiplantae, Streptophyta, Magnoliopsida, Fabales, Fabaceae. The record is from RefSeq and is a predicted model, not a curated record.
AUGGGGGACGAUCCGGAAAGGCUGUAUCGUUUGGAUGGAGUCGCUCAUAUCACCGGGGUGAUCAACGAUGAGCUCCGGCGUUGCAUAUCGAGUAUGCGGCGCCAGCAGGGAAUGCGGCUCGAUGAGCGGUACGUUUCGUACUUGCAGAUGGCUGGAUUAUACCAUCUUGCGAGACUGAACGACAGAUGGUUCCGACUAGACGAGCUGCUUGUGAGUGCAUUCGUCGAAAGGUGGCAUCCGGAGAUGCACACUUUCCACAUGCCUUUCAGGGAGUGUACCAUCACACUUCAGGACGUGGCCCACCAGUUGGGUUUGCCAGUGGACGGACAUUACGUCAGCGGUUGCCUUACGGAUUUCCACGUAUAUAUACAGGGUGGCCGGCCAGCUUGGCAGUGGUUCCAGGAGUUACUCGGUGUGUUACCUCCCCCGAGCCAAAUUCAAAAGUUCGCUGUGAACUGCAGCUGGUUCCAGGAGACCUUUGGAGAGUGCCCCGAAGGGGCCGAUGAGGCGACAGUUAGGCGCUUUGCCCGUGCCUAUAUCAUGAUGUUGUUGGGCACGCAGCUGUUUGCAGACAAGUCAGGCAAUCGUAUUCACAUCAGAUGGCUACCGUACGUGGCUAGGCUUGAGGAGAUGGGUGGCUACAGUUGGGGGUCGGCGGCGCUUGCAUGGUUGUACCGAUGUAUGUGCCAAGAGGCCAACAGACAUGUCGUGAAAUUAGCUGGGCCAUUACAGUUACUUCAGCCUUCUGCUUCGCCAUCCAGACCCUCCUGUAGGUCGGCCUGA